AUGCAAAACAUUGCUAGUUUCUUCACUAAGAAAAAUCCAACUCCAAAUUCUCCUCCACAUCCAACACAAAGUGAACAAACUUUGUCUCCUCAACUAGCAAGUGAACAACAUUCCUCUCCAUCACACAAUUCAAUUCAAAAUUCCCCUCAAAAUUCUCCUCAAAAUUCCCCUCAUAAUUCCCCUCCAAAUUCCCCUCAUAAUCCUCCUAGCGCUCCGGUCUUUGGUCAAAGACUAAGUGAAAUUGAUUGCGCCAAUCUUCCACAAGACCCAGGAUUGAGGAGAAAGAUGAGUGAUUUCCAUAAAAAUGAUAGAGAUUUAGUGAGGAGAACUUACAUUGAGAGAAAACCUUGUCAACCCAAAGACUUUCUAUUUCCUCAAACACUUAUUGCACAAAAAAACCGUCGAUUUGUUGCCAAGUGGUUUGAAACAUGGAGUUGGCUUGAGUAUAGUGUGGAAAAGGAUGUUGCCUAUUGUUUCAUUUGUUAUUUAUUCAAGGAUGAGAAUGCAAUUGGAGGCGAUGCUAUUGUUAGUGGGGGUUUCAAAUCUUGGAAUAGAUUAGAUACGAUAAAAAAUCAUGUCGGGAAACACACGAGUGCUCACAACAAAGCAGUGAUAGCCAUGGAUUUAUUCAAGAAACAAAAGUCAAGUAUCUCCUCUGCCUUGUCAAAACAAACAAAGGAAACUAUGAGUGCUUAUAGGAAGCGACUUGAAGCUUCGAUUGAAACUAUACAAUGGCUUCUACUCCAAGGAUUAUCUUUCCGUGGUCACGAUGAGAAAGAAAGUUCCUUGAGAAGAGGUAACUUUAUUUCGUUGUUGACUCUUCUUUCAAAAAAAGAUCCUGAAUAUUCAAAAGUUGUUUUUAAUAAUGCUCCUGGUAAUUGUCAACUUACUUCUCCAAUUGUCCAAAAAGAUAUCAUAAAUGCAUGUGCAAAAGAGACAACUAAAGCAAUCAUUAAAGAUAUUGAUGGUGGUUUCUUUACUAUCUUGGCCGAUGAGUCUGCUGAUGUUUCUGAUAAGGAACAAAUGGCUCUUUGUUUGAGAUAUGUGAACAAAAAGGGAGAAGUUUGGGAGCGUUUACUUGGUAUUGUGCAUGUUUCUGAUACUACUUCUUUGACUCUUAAAACUGCUAUAGACUCAUUGUUGAUGGAGUAUUCUUUGUCUUUCUCUCAAGUACAAGGUCGGGGUUAUGAUGGGGCAAGUAAUAUGCAAGGUUCAAUUAAUGGCCUUAAGACUCUAAUACAGAAUGAAUGUUCACCGAAGAGGAAAGAAUUUCUUCGUGAAAAACAAGCUCAAAGAAUUGUGGAAGCAUUUUCCUUAGGUGAACUUGAAACAGGGUCGGGUUUGAAUGAAGAACGUGGGUUAGGUAGACCUUGUGACACUCGCUGGGAAUCUCAUUUCAAAACAAUAUUGAAUGUGCUUGAUUUAUAUCCUUCAAUCCUUGGGUCGCUUGAUGACAUUGCAGAAGUCUCUGAUGCACUUGAUUCUAACAAAGCACAAACUAUUACAAAUUUGUUGAUGUCUUUUGAUUUUGUGUUUGUGGCGCAUUUGAUGGUUGGUAUCUUUGGGAUAACAAAUAACUUGAAUGUGGCAUUACAAAAACGUGAUCAAGACAUUGUAAAUGCAAUGCGAAUUGUUAAUGUAACCAAGAUUAAUUUGCAAGAGAUGAGAGAUGAAGGAUGGGAUUCUCAUAUGGAGAAGUUGCAAGAACUUGAUAAUCGAUUCCCCAAGAUAAGUAAAGAUUUACUUGUGUGUAUGUCUUGUUUGAAUCCAACUAAUCGGUUUGCUUCUUUUGAUAAAGCAAAAUUGAUUGAACUUGCAAAAUUCUAUCCAAAUGAAUUUUCAAGUUCAGAAUUGAUAUUCUUUGACCAUACACUUCAGAAUUUUAUUGUUGCUAUGAGAGAAGAUGAAAGGUUUUGGAAUUUGAAGACUCUUACUGAGCUUUCAAUGAAACUUGUGGAGACGGGAUUAUCUGAAACUCAUGAUAGGGUCUACUUGCUUUUAAAAUUGGUGUUACUUCUCCCCGUUGCAGCGGCAAGUGUGGAAAGGGUAUUUUCUGGAAUGACGCAAGUGAAAGACAAAUUGCGUAAUAGUAUGGGAGAUCAAAUGUUGAAUGAUUGUUUGAUUACUCAUUUAGAGAAUGAUUUGUUUUUGAAUGUUAGCAUGAAUGAUAUUGUACAUCGAUAUCAAAACAUGAAACCUCGUCGCGAGCAAUUGUAA
Beta vulgaris subsp. vulgaris (sugar beet) is the source of this 2217-nucleotide messenger RNA. RefSeq lists its product as uncharacterized. The record is from RefSeq and is a predicted model, not a curated record. The transcript is spliced from 3 exons. Gene Ontology annotation, molecular function: protein dimerization activity. Bases 1 to 2217 code for a protein of 738 amino acids. Lineage: Eukaryota; Viridiplantae; Streptophyta; Magnoliopsida; Caryophyllales; Amaranthaceae.